Molecule: messenger RNA, 1975 nt
Organism: Lontra canadensis (Northern American river otter)
Lineage: Eukaryota; Metazoa; Chordata; Mammalia; Carnivora; Mustelidae
Gene: MAD2L1
Product: mitotic arrest deficient 2 like 1
Exons: 5
Coding region: 87-704 (205 amino acids)
Biological process (GO): mitotic spindle assembly checkpoint signaling
Cellular component (GO): nucleoplasm; kinetochore; cytoplasm
Source: RefSeq, a predicted model, not a curated record
AAACGAGUGGCGGGGAUCUGGUGUGGACGUCUCUGCUGUCGCUCUCUGCCGGGAGGAAGCUCACUCCUUCGUCUGUAGGACUGGCCAUGGCGCUGCAGCUUUCCCGGGAGCAAGGCAUCACCCUGCGCGGGAGCGCCGAAAUCGUAGCUGAGUUCUUCUCAUUUGGCAUCAACAGCAUUUUGUAUCAGCGUGGCAUAUAUCCAUCUGAAACCUUUACUAGAGUGCAGAAAUAUGGACUCACCUUGCUUGUAACAACUGAUCCUGAGCUCAUAAAAUACCUAAAUAAUGUGGUGGAACAACUGAAAGAUUGGUUAUACAAGUGUUCAGUUCAGAAACUGGUGGUAGUCAUCUCAAAUAUUGAAAGUGGUGAGGUCCUUGAAAGGUGGCAAUUUGAUAUUGAGUGUGACAAGACUGCGAAAGAUGACAGUGCACCCAGAGAAAAGUCUCAGAAAGCUAUUCAAGAUGAAAUCCGUUCAGUGAUCAGACAGAUCACAGCUACGGUGACAUUUCUGCCACUGCUGGAAGUUUCUUGUUCAUUUGAUCUACUGAUUUAUACAGACAAAGAUUUGGUUGUUCCUGAAAAAUGGGAAGAGUCGGGACCACAGUUUAUUACCAAUUCUGAGGAAGUCCGUCUUCGUUCAUUUACUACUACAAUCCACAAAGUAAAUAGCAUGGUGGCCUACAAAAUUCCUGUCAAUGACUGAGAAUGAGAUAAGGACAGUGAUGGUACUUGUAAUUCUCAGAUGUGGUUUUCCUGAAACCAAGUCAACUAUAGUUGAUACAUUUUGUUUCAUUGGUUAAUUUUUAGGUGGGGAAAACUUCUAUUGAACUGUGCAUAAUUGUUCCAUUUUUUUGGUACCUGUAUGACUUUAUACAGGGUUGACAUAAAUUAUUGCACAUUGUUCAAAAGGGAACUUGCAGAUUACAUCAGCACUGUUAUGUCAAUUCCUUCGAAGGUGGUAACUGUAGAUGGAAAACUAUUGCUAUAAAGCUAAAUGCCUUUGGGUCAAGUACCUUGACUCAAUAUAGGUUACAGAGAUAACUGCAAUAUACAAUACAACAAAAGAAGUCUCAAUAUUCACAGUCUUUAUUUAGAUCCUGAAAUUAUCUAAUGAUAAUCUGUAAGUAAUGAAAUAUUGUUCCUAUUGGGUCCUUUUGCCAUUUAUUUCAUUUGUAUAUUUUCCAUACUGAAAACAUUUCCAAUUAUUUGAUUUUAAUUUAUAUAACUUGAACCUACAAAGCUGUGUAUAUUGCCACUGUUUAAAUUCCCGUGAUACGGAACUCUUAAGAAUUUUUUUAUGUUUUACAAAAUCAAGCUUUAAAUGAUGAUGUAAUAAAGUUGAAAUAUGUAUGUUUAAAUUUGUCUUAACAUAUUUUUAUAUUGGUGUAGUAUUAACACAGUUAAAUAGGAUGGAUUCAGUAUAGCAAAUAAUAUCUUAUGCCUACCAGGGCCUAAGAAUACAAACUUAAAAAAGUCUGAAGGUACUUUCAAUUUAAUGAACAAGCUUUGAUUAUACCCCUUUAAUCUUAUAACUGUGGACUUAAAAUAAGCAUCAUUCUUUGUAUAAAAUAAUACAUGUCAUUUGGAAUUAAUUUGUUUUAGCAUAUGUUGGCCUGUAGAACUUUUCUAUACUCCUAGCCUCAUUGCCAGCCUACUUUUCCUUAUUUUUCCAAGGUCAGUUGAAGGCAAACUUCUAAAAAGUCUCUUCUAGUCUCUGUUCUAAAUCUCACCUCAUUUUUAAAUAAUUACGUGCUUAGUAUCAGACACUAUACUAAGCUCUUUAUAUGUAUUAACUCAUUAAUCUUCACUGUCAAGUAAAAACACAUAGCCUGUAUCCAUUCAAUCAAGAAUUGCAAAGUGAGCAACUGUUAAUGUGCCAAGUAAUGGGAUGAAUGAAACAGAGUCCUGGCUUUUCUGAAGUUUGAGAUAAGAAGGAGAGGAAAAUAUAUGGCAAGCUACCAGAAAGUAACUGCA